UAUUGGAGUAUUGGUUGGCCCCGGAAUUAUGAUACGAUAUGGUUAUAUUUUUAAGUCUGUAUUGUUUUCAAUUGAAUUAUCAAUAACUUUUCCAUUAUUCUUUGGAGUUAUUAAAAUUUAUCCCAUAAAAAAGUAAUGAAGCAUCUUGAACAAAUUUUGUUUAACAGGGAAAUACGUGUUUAUGCUAUUACUGUGUUCGUUAAUGAUUGGUUGUAAACAGACUUCAUGUCUAGGUUAGGAAAGGUGUACAUGAAUAUACAGAAAAGACUGUUAUUGUCUUAGAAGUUAAAUAAAAGCCAUGAGCAAGAAGGAAGUGAACGCAACUAACUUUGAGUUGUACUUCUUGAUAACGAAGUUCUUGGAAAAUGGCCCUUGCUCUAAAUCAGCUCAGGUGCUGAAGGAAGAACUUUUAAAAAAUGAGAUUAUCCCAAAAAGGUAUGACUGGGAGGGAGAAGCCCAUAAACAGUCUUACAAUGAACUCGAAAGGCAAUAUCCACAUAUUGGUGCCGAGCAUCUGCCAGAAAUUUGCAGAAGAAUCAUUCCGUUGCUGGACAAAGAGUUUCCUUCGGCUGUGGCAGGACUCACGUCUCUACUCGGCACCGGCAAGCAAUCCAUCAUGCGCAACGAUAAAGGAUCCCUGCCAACUUGGAGGACGCUGGUUGAGUGUUCCAUCAGAAGACACCAAAGUCCUUUGCCGAGAUCUAUCACUUGUAGGAACCAUCACAUAGUGAAUGUGCUGCAUGGCAGGGAGCUCUCCGGGCCUUUUUCUCGGAGUCAAGCCUUUCCACCGACUCUGUAUUCUCGAAUGCAGUUGCUUUGUCGCAACCUAGGCCAUCUAUCAUGUGUUUAUUGUGUUCUCUUCGAUGGUUCUGGAAAUUAUGUUAUCACUGGAGCCGAUGACAUGUUAGUGAAGGUUUGGAGUGCCGUUGAUGGGAGAUUAUUGGCAACGCUGCGCGGUGUGCUCUCCGAAGUAACCGAUAUAGCAAUCAAUGUCGACAACACAUUGCUAGCAGCUGGCAAUGUUGACCGCGUCAUCAGAGUUUGGUGUCUUCAAACUGGUUAUCCGGUGGCUACACUGGUCGCCCAUUCUGGUAUGAUAACAGGAGUCAACUUUUGCCCUACGGAUGUCAAUGGCAUUCAUUAUCUCGCUUCAACCAGCACUGAUGGCUCUGUCGCGUUUUGGAGUUAUACGGUGUCACCAAACCAAACUGUCAAUUUUCAAACGCGAGCGCUGCAGUACAACGAGAGACUGCGGCCGGGGCAGGCGCAGAUGAUCUGCGCAUCGUUCUCGCCGGGAGGCAUGUUCCUGGCGGCAGGCAGCGCCGACCACCAUGUCAGAGUGUACAAGAUGGCGGGCGAAGCGGGGCCGCAUCGCAUCCUCGAGACUGAGCCACACGCUGACCGAGUCGACUCGAUCCAGUGGGCGCACUCUGGCCUCAGAUUUAUUUCGGGCAGCAAGGACGGCACCGCCAUCAUCUGGCGUUUCGCUCAUCAGCGAUGGAAGACCCAAGUGCUCAGUAUGGCAACAACGCUGUCUGGGAAAUGCAGCGAGCCGGACAUGAAGCAGAAGCUGAAGGUGACGAUGGUGUGCUGGAAUGCGAACGACAGCUGUGUUGUGACGGCUAGCAAUGACUUCGCCAUCAGAGUGUGGGACAGUGAGACGGCCAAACUCUGCCAGCUGCUCAAAGGUCACAACCAGGAAGUGUUCGUGCUCGAAAGCCAUCCCUACGAUUCCGAUGUGUUGCUGAGUGCCGGACACGACGGCCUGAUUCUAGUGUGGGACUUGCACAGCGGCGCUCAGCUGGCGUCGUUCCUGAACUCGGUCGACACGCAGAACACCGGCGCUGUGUUCGAUGCCAAGUGGUCGCCCGAUGGCACCAUGGUCGCCGCCACCGACUCCCACGGGCACAUACUGCUCUUCGGUCUUGGAUUCGUCAGCGAUCGCAUCAAAAAGCUGCCGAAAGAGUUGUUCUUCCACACGGACUACCGGCCGCUGUCGCGGGACGAGGCGAGCCACAGUGUGGUGGACGAGCAGACGCAGGUGGCGCCCCACCUCAUGCCUCCUCCCUUCCUGGUGGACGUUGACGGCAACCCCUACCCCCCCUACCUGCAGCGCCUCGUACCCGGUCGAGAGAACUGCCACACCGAACAGCUCGUGCCUAACAUCAUCAUGAGCAGCGACGGACUGCAAGAGGUGAUAGAGGGCGUUGAUGGGGAGGAGCCUCGCUCGCACAUAGACCACAUGAUUCAGCAGCUGGUGCAGAGGUCCGACCAGUCAUCACAACCGGCCACAAGGCCAGUCACCUCUCCGCGUUCAGCACGCAUCAGAGGCAGAGGCGAUGUUGAAGGAGUAAGGCAGUCAAGCGGUAACUGGCAAAAAGACGAGUUCACAUGGACCAGACGAAGACUGAUACCUUUCCUGGAGAAGGGCCGGUUAGAAAUAUCUAAACAAAAAGUGAAAGCGGCGGCUGACUUUGAGAUAGAAGAGUACAACAGGGAGAUGCAGCGACCUAUCGAACUGAAACCUGCUCCAAUGACGUCAGCCGAAUUCGUGAAAAGACCUCGCAAACGCAACACACAUUCAUAUCGCACAAGGGCAUCAAGAGUCGAACAUAUGCUACAAAAUGAGAAUGAGGAUGGCGAAGCACUGAGCCCGAGUGCGAGCGAAGACUCGUCAAGUCACAAGGACUCGACGGCUCGCUCGGAGGACAUGGACAGUUCUAGUUCAGAUUCGUCGAGCUCAGACUACUCAGACUGGAUUGCCGACCACGGCGCCGCCCUGGAGCCGCCCAAGCGCAACAAGCGCACCUGCAACAAGGCCAAGCUGCCCAAGGCACCUGCGGUGGCCGCCGCCGCCUCCUCUGCCCCCGAACCCAGCACUUCCACCGCCAACGCCAAGAAGCCCAAUGUGGUGGAAGUACCUGAACUCUACCGUCCAUCGGAAUGGCUCUCCGAAGUUAUACCAAAGAAGUUCCCCUAUUAUCCUCAGAUGGGUGAUGAGGUUUUAUUUUUUAGAGAAGGCUAUCAAAUGUAUUUGGAUGCUGUAAAAAACAGGGGAGUAUACGAUUUACAACCCUCUCAGAUAACGCCGUGGGGAAAAAUUAAUAUCAAGGAGCCUGAAUUGGUGAAGAUCAUUGGUAUUAAGUAUGAGCUUCGACCUCCAAGAUUGUGUUGUUUACGCUUGGCAGCUAUGAAGCAGAACGGCAGACUGACUGGUGAUAGAUUUACUAUAAAAUACCACGAUGUGCCUGAUGUCAUUGACUUUCUUGUUCUACGACAAACUUAUGAAACGGCUGUUGCCCGCAACUGGGAUGUGGGUGACAGGUUCAGGAGUAUGAUUGACGACAAAUGGUGGUGGGGAAAAAUUUUGUCGAGGCGAUCAGACGCCCAAUCGGAAUUCCUGUCCUACUUUACCCAGUGGGACAACUGUGAGCAGGAGAAUAUGAGUCCUUGGGACAUGGAACCGGUAGAUCCUACAAGAGAACCAGUGGUGGAAGGUGGCAGUGUGGCAGUUGUGGCGGAAGAGAUAGCUGCCAUCCUGUACCACCCGCGGCCGGACGAGUGGCCGGGAGGGAACCGCGACAUGGCCUGCGAGCGCAUCCUCAGGGGCCUUGAUGACAUCAUGGGUCUGUCGGUGGCUGAGCCUUUCAUAGCGCCCGUCGACAUCAACCAGUAUCCCACCUACGCCUUCAUUGUCGAGUAUCCCAUCGAUCUGUCAACAAUCAAGGGCCGAUUUGAAAACAGGUUUUAUCGGCGUGUAACAGCAGCUCAGUUCGAUGUCAGGUACUUGGCCACAAAUGCUGAGAAGUUCAACGAGGACCACAGUCCAAUACUUCGACAUGCUCGAAUCGUUACCGACCUCUGCCUUAGAGUUAUCAAGGAAGUGUCCGACAUAGAUGUGCCUGUACUGUACCGGCAAUUGCUGGAAGCAUAUCGGUCGGAGUCGAGUGACGAGGCGUUUGAUCCGGUGCCGUCCACUUCGCGGCGAUCAGCGCGCAUGCUCAGACGAUCCAAGCCAGCGACGGCGGCUGUGACGUCACCGGACACCCAGACGAUGUUCGACUGGCGGCGAGCCUGCAAGGAAAUGCUCGACUGUCUGUGGGCCAACAAAGAUUCCGAGCCGUUCAGGGAACCUGUUGAUCGGCUGGAACAUCCCGACUACGACAAAAUCGUGAGCACACCAAUGGAUUUGUGGACCGUACGCGAGGAGUUGAGAGGCAACAACUACGAAAACCACAAAGAAUUCUACAAGGAUGUACAGCUCAUAUUCAUCAACUCUAAAAAGUAUUCGCCCGACCCUAGAUCUAGGAUUUACGGAAUGACCUCUAGAAUGGCGAAUCUAGCUGAAAAAUUAAUGGACGAUCUACUCCAGAAGUGGAGGUCUUCAAGAAGGCAAAAUAGAGGGCGAAAAAUGAGGAAAACAAAGCCGCCAAGGAAGAAGGCGGUCGCCCAAACUGACAACGGUGUGGCAUCCGACAGUGAUGAGGAGCUUCAAUCACCCAAAACUAGUUCAUCUAAACCUUCCAAAAAUGACCGUGGUUUACCAAGGCGAUUUGUUCAAAAGAAAGUUUCCAAAGACUGGCCCAAUAAUGAAAAUCAGCCACAUUCAUUUAAUAAGCCGAGUGGAAUGCAAACGAGAGUUGUUAAGAAAGAAGUGAAAUACACAAUGUCCUCUUCAGCGAGUGACCAAGAUGAGGACACUAACAAUGAAGAGACACCUCACAAGAUGAAUCACAAAGUGAAUGGCUAUGCGAAACAAAGACCCAAGCGAAGUGGGUCAACGAAAAAGCAGCUGAAAUUUGCCGACGAAGGUGUCGCGGAGGAGGAAUCAGAUGAUGCCGGAGAAGGCACAAGUGGAAUGUUCAACGACCAUAAUUACAUGCGCAAAAGUGCCGGAGAGAGAGAACACAAGUCUCAGCUACGUAAGAAACGUCCGAAGCCGAAUUCGGAUAGUGACAAUGGCCUUGCCGAAAGCUCGUCGCACCGGCCGCAGCGCUCUGUCAAACGAAAGAAUUAUGCAGCCAUGGUGGCGAGUGCUAGUGACUCGGCCGAUGAUGGCAAACCCAAGCCACGCUCUUCAACGCACUCUACUGAUCUCAAAAGCAGGGGAAAGAGCAUCAAGAAGAGGAGUUUACCAUCGCCUAAAAAAGAUGUCAAUAGAACGGCCUCACUGCCCAGAUCGUCAGCGGUAGUCUACCCUCAAUCAACUAGUCAAAGUAAAUCCCGAAGAAUAAAAACACGUCCAGCGAAAAAACGAGUCAACUAUGUGGAGGAAAAUGGAACCAUUUCAUCAGAUGAUGAGCUGGAUGAUGAACACAAACUGUCGCAAAAAAUCCGUCAAGGACGAAUGCAAAUGAGACCACUGAAAAAGGAUAUUAACUACGAAGAGAAUCGUGAAGCAUCUUCCAGUGAAAAUGAUGGCGUAGCUGAUGAUUUCGAUUACGAUGAGAAUGAAGAUGAUCAAGAGCAAGAAGUAAAGCAGGAAAAUGGAGUAGAAGAAGAAAGUAGUGGUGACAAAGAAGAAGAAAAUGGUGGUGACGAAGAAGAAGAAGAGAUCAUUGCUGUUGAAGUAGUAAAAACAAAAGUCACAGAAGAAGGUGACACAAAGCAUCACAAAAACGCUAAAGACGCUGUUCCAAACGGUGUGGAGAAUCCCAGAACAACAAGGACCAAAACGAAAGUAGUCUAUAACGAAGACUACGACGAUGAAGAUAAUGAUGAUGACGAUGACGAUGGUGACAAUGAUAGUGAUGAUGACAAGCGUAAGGUGACAAAGCCGAAUCAGAGAGUGUCUAGAGCGGAACCGAGCUGCAAGUCGAAGAGAGCAAGUCGAGAUGAGGAAGAGUCGGAAGACGACGAUGAAAGCAGUGAAGAUGAUGAGGAUGACGACGAUUACUACACUCCGAAUCGCGCCCAACACGCGAAAAAGGUGCGCGAAAUAGCGAGGCGGUCCAAGUCAUCAACUAGAAACAGUGACUCUAAUGCUCCUAGCCGUAAGCGUCGCAAAGUCGGCUCAGAGUCAGACUCUGAUAGUAAUCUGCAGUGGCACGGCGGCGGUACGAGCAGUCGCCCGCACGCCGGGCGUCGGGUCAGUGAAGUGGCGUCGCCGUCCAAAGGUCGCCUCAGGCGCAGCAAACGUCCGCACAGGCCGGUUGUAGAUGAUGGUGACGUCACCACGGGCGAGUCACACGAGUCGGAUGGAGAGUCGCCGCAGAUCAGCAUCAGCAGUCGUGGCCGACUCAGGAAGAUCUCGCCCAGGGUGCGCGCUUUUCUGGGCGACUGAUGGCGUCGCAACGUCAAGAAAAAAACGCACGUUAGUUGAUGCUCAGUCACUUUCUAAUGGCUGUCAAGGUGACUAUUUAGUUGAUGAUCAACCAUAUCUGAUUGCCGCAACAAGCAGAAAACUGUAAAUAAGACCUCAUGAUGUUGUGUUACUUUCUAAUGACAGAACAACAAAAUUAAUGUAAAUUGUCAAAAAAGGUGACUUGUUAGCUAAUCCCAAAUCACUCUCCACUCAUCAUAGAUAUAUGUAGAUACGAACUGUCCAUAUCUAAAAGACCACUUUAUAGUGCUUGUGCAUACAACAUUUAUCAUCUUGUUUUUCUCAUGUAUGCACAACGUUCUGUGAUGGAAGUAUCGAAGUUUAACAAGUUCCAUAAGUGCUUGAACAUUCGAGAACCAAUUGAGAAUCACUUCUUUUUGAGACAAUAGAACCGUUUGAUGUUAUUGUUUUAUUUUUGUAAAGUUAUUUUUUGAUUUAUACAAACUGAUUGAUAUCAUAUUCUUAUUGUUAUGAAAAUCGGGUAAUAAAGUCGAUAGAAGGUGAAAGUCGGGUAAUAAGGUAAAUUUUGGGUUGUAUUGCCUCGUAUAGUUUUCAAGUUUUUAUAAAAAUUAUAGAAUAAAGUCUGAAUAAAACUUUUUAAUCUAAAAUUUAGAUUCAAUACAUCUAACAGUCAAUAAUAUUAUUUACUUGAUAAUAAAGUCGUGUAUUAAAAUUCCGAGCAGUCAAGUUUUUUCGAAUAGAACAAACUUGAAAGAUCACUCUAUAAAAUUAAACAUUAUUAUUAUUUGUUAUUCUUUGAAAGUUAUUACUUUUGAAAUGUGUUGCAUGACAGUUGAGCUGCCAUUAAUAUUUUUUUUAAAUGUUGCAUAUUAUAAAUUUUGUUUAAAUUAUUUAAAGCUGUUCUGUGCUGAAACUAUCAGGUCAGUCAACAGCUGGGAUUCGGUGUGAUCUGUUGGGUAACUAUCAUGAUGAACAAUAUUAAUGAAUAAUAUUACAUACUUAUUGGAAAUUAUAUUGUUACCAUUAUCAAUAUAAUUGUUUAUUCAAUUGAACAUAACUAGCUUUUGUUUGUGGGUUCAAUGUUUUAUAGAAACGUAAUAUAGCAGGGCUGAUUGUAUUAUUUGUGUCUUAAAAUUAUCGAAUAAUAAAUUAAAAUCUAUACUUAUAAAAUUCUUA
This is a messenger RNA of Nilaparvata lugens (brown planthopper), 7459 nucleotides long. RefSeq names its product bromodomain and WD repeat-containing protein 3 (gene BRWD3). The transcript is spliced from 33 exons. NCBI's taxonomy places the organism in Eukaryota, Metazoa, Arthropoda, Insecta, Hemiptera, Delphacidae. The coding region runs from base 299 to 6283 and encodes 1994 amino acids. Gene Ontology annotation, biological process: regulation of transcription by RNA polymerase II; cytoskeleton organization; regulation of cell shape. The record is from RefSeq and is a predicted model, not a curated record. Gene Ontology annotation, cellular component: nucleus. Gene Ontology annotation, molecular function: protein binding.